This is a messenger RNA of Cucurbitaria berberidis CBS 394.84, 2664 nucleotides long. Its product is annotated as DRMBL-domain-containing protein. The transcript has a single exon. Gene Ontology annotation, biological process: double-strand break repair via nonhomologous end joining; interstrand cross-link repair; protection from non-homologous end joining at telomere. The record is from RefSeq and is a predicted model, not a curated record. Gene Ontology annotation, molecular function: damaged DNA binding; 5'-3' DNA exonuclease activity. The coding region runs from base 1 to 2664 and encodes 887 amino acids. Lineage: Eukaryota; Fungi; Ascomycota; Dothideomycetes; Pleosporales; Cucurbitariaceae.
AUGUUCAGGAACCCUCGCGAGAAUCGCACACUGCCCGACUCGUCGCGACUGACGCCAUCGACCGGUCGCGCUCCUUCGCCACUGAACUCCUCGUCUCGAAUCGCAGACAUGGCGGCCAAAUCCGCGACGAACAAGACUACGCCAAAGCCUAGUACCAAUAAACCUCUGCUGAGGAAGAAGCCGACGCAAACGACCCUUGUAAUGUCGGAAUGGUGCAAGAAGUCGCCCACGAGUAGUGUCAAGAAGCCGAAGCCGAACCCACAAGGGACACCGAAUGGCAAUAUCAUGGCCUUCUUCAAGAAAGCCGAGGACAUCAAUAACCGCAUCUUCCUACAGGAGAGAGGCUCAAACCCGACGGUUGUGCUCGAUACGGAGGAAGGACAUGUGGGCUGGAGCGACGAGACGAGCGUUGGCGAAGCACGCUACAACGAGAAUGGUGGCAGUAUCAAAAAGAGGAAGGCCAGCCAAGACGCGACAGUGCCAGUGCCAGCCUGUUCUCCGCCUCCGCCAGAGGGCGUGGAAAGCCAUGAUUUGGAUGCUCUAACAAUUCAUGUUUCCCGGCAGGCACCCAAGCUACGAAAGAAGUCUGGCCCUUUCGUGGACGACUCGGAGUCCGAAGACGAAGAAGAAGCGUUAUUGCCCUUUCUUACGCAGGGUACCGCUAAGCAAGGGUCGAAUGAACAACCAUCAGGUACUAAAGCAACCAAGGACCCAACCCCUGCGGGUAAGCCCGAGCCUUCCACCCCUACUAUACUUCCGCUGCUGAAGGUCGAGUCCACCUCCCAGUUUUCUGGAGAGAAAUCUGAUGACGAAUUUGAAGGUGUAGACGAUGAUGAUCUACUUGAAGGCGAAGAGUACGACGAAAGGCGGUGGAUGAGGGAACAACGGCGACUGGAAAUGGAAGAAGCGGGCAUUAAGGGCGACCCGGAUGACUUCGAUGCUCCACCUAUUUUCCCUGAAGACGAGACUAGCAAUGCCAAUCAGCAGAUGGAAGAACAAGGAGAACCACCUUCGUGCCCGAUAUGUAGCAAUAAUCUCCUCGGCUUGUCGGAACAGGACGUGUUGGUGCACGUCAAUGCUUGCUUGGACGGCAACCCCUUACCAUUUCCUACGGUAAAGACAGGGAAAGAUAUCACUCUGAUCCCUACUAGCAAUGCGAAAGCCUUCAAGCCCCCAGCGAAACCUGCAAAACCUGGUCAAGCGCAUCCGUUCGUGCUCGGAAAAUUAAGCCGUGAACCGACGUCUGCCUUUUCAAAGCUUAUGGCAGGCCACGCUGAAGAUGCUGCUUGGGCAUCCGCAGCAGCUGAAAACAAUGCAUCUCGAGGAAAACCUGCUUAUCAGCGCACUUGUCCAUUCUACAAGAUCAUGCCUGGAUUCUUCAUCGCCGUGGAUGCCUUCCGAUAUGGAGCUGUUAAGGGCCAAAAAGCCUAUUUCCUCAGCCACUUCCACAGCGAUCACUACAUUGGUCUAACUGCAUCAUGGUCACAUGGCCCAAUCUAUUGCAGCAAGGUCACUGCAAAUCUGGUACGACAACAGCUCCGUGUCGACCCAAAAUGGGUAGUUGAUCUUGACUUCGAGAAGAAAACUGUCAUCCCAGGAACCGAAGGAGUUUUUGUAACGAUGAUAUCGGCGAACCAUUGCCCCGGCAGCUCCUUGUUCUUGUUUGAGAAGGAGGCGGGAAAUGAUAGGAAUUCAAAGCCGCAAAGAGUUCUACAUUGUGGAGACUUUCGUGCUUGUCAAGCUCAGAUCGAACAUCCGCUCCUCAGGCCCGAGGUGUUAGAUGCCGUGAGCGGUAAUAACAGACAGCAAAAGCUUGACAUUUGCUAUCUAGACACUACCUACCUUAAUCCGAAGUAUGCAUUCCCACCACAGCAGCAAGUCAUCCAGGCUUGCGCAGACAUGUGCGUUAGCCUCAAUAAGAUACGCGCAGAUGAUUCGGAUGGGUGGGAACAGAUGAAGCGCGACCGCGCCGGCCAAGGCAUGGUGAAGUUCAUUCGUAAAAACUCCAAUACAGACGACCCAGUAGAACCCAAGAGUCACGAAAGAGGCCGCCUCCUCGUCAUCGUAGGAACCUACAGCAUCGGCAAAGAGCGCAUAUGCGUCGGCAUCGCCAAAGCUCUGAAAAGCAAGAUUUACGCACCGCCUAACAAGCAGCGCAUUUGCAAAGCUCUCGAAGACCCAGAACUUGACGCACUAUUGACUACCGACCCUCGCGGUGCACAAGUACACAUGACACCCCUCUUCGAGAUUCGCGCUGAAACCUUAGACGAGUACCGACGCGAUUACGCCGACACAUUUUCCCGCGCCGUGGGCUUCCGCCCGUCAGGGUGGAAUUACCGCCCACCCAGUAGCCGUUUUACCGAAUCGCCCGCCGUGCAAAGCGUCUUACACUCCCAAAACUGGAAGAGUACCUUUUCAAUGAAAGACCUAACCCCGCAACGUGGAAGUACCAAUCGAGCAAGCUGCUUUGGAGUGCCAUACAGCGAGCACAGCAGCUUUCGGGAACUAACCAUGUUCUGUUGCGCGUUGCGGAUUGACAAGAUUAUACCCACAGUUAAUGUUGGGAGUGCGAAGAGCAGAGAGAAGAUGAAGGCGUGGUGUGAGAGGUGGGCUGUUGAUAAGAAAAAGAAUGGCUUGUUCCAGCUGGGUGAAGAUGGAUGGUAG